GCACCUGGUCGCUCCCACACGCACGCAACACUGGACGGCGACGACGACGUGAAGACGCGUAGGACGAUCGCCGCGGUUGUCCGUAAAAUUUAGCAGUCAGCAGUUGGGUACUCGAUGGGAACAGAUCGACGGACGCUAAUCGUGUGGGUUCAACCUCCGGUGUAGGCCGCCGCAGAUCAUAAUAUUAUUAUUAUUGUCGUUUUCGGCUGCAGCUGCACACAGCGAUAAGCCGCGUCAGUAAUAUUAUAAAAAUAUCGAAGUAGUAUACGUAUAGUACCUGUCUCUAUCAUACGUUGUAUUGGACUCGCGAGCAGUCGAAAUGUUUAGCGGUAAAUGCACGAGUGCGGCCAGAUUGGACGGCAAGACCGCAAUCGUCACCGGUUCGAACACGGGCAUCGGCAAAGUCACGGCCAAAGAAUUCUACAGAAUCGGUGCUAAGGUUAUUGUGGCGUGCCGGGACGUUAAAAAAGCGGAACAAGCUGUGACGGAAAUAGUGGCGGACGUAAAAGGCGAUAAUCUAGGACAACUGGUCGUAGAGGAAUUGGAUUUGGCGUCUUUUGCUUCAAUUAAACGCUGUGCAAAAAGCAUUUUGCAAAAAGAAAAACAUAUUCAUCUGUUAGUGAACAAUGCCGGGGUAAUGGCGUGCCCAAAGGGUAAAACCCAAGACGGUUUUGAAACCCAAUUUGGAGUGAAUCACUUGGGACACUUUCUAUUCACAUCGCUACUACUGCCAAGAAUCCGAAAUUCAACGCCAGCUCGCAUCGUUAACGUUUCAUCGAUGGCUCACACAAGAGGUGUGAUUAAUUUUGAUGACAUAAACUCCGAUACAAAUUACUCGGCCAUGGUAGCUUACGGUCAAAGUAAACUUGCCAAUGUGCUGUUUUCUAAGGAACUGGCACAAAGGCUUGAAGGUUCCGGAGUACACGUGUACAGUCUACAUCCUGGCCUCGUACUCACUGAAUUAGGAAGAACGAUCGACCAAGUGUACUUUCCGGGAAUGCGAUACCUGGCUCGUUUCUUUCUCUAUCCGUGGAUGAAGACUCCGGAACAAGGAGCUCAGACUACUUUGCAUUGUUCGAUAGAUGAAAAAGCUGGAGAAGAAAACGGUCUCUAUUACAGUGAUUGUAAGGUAAAAGAACCGUCGGCGUUAGCCAAAAACCCAGAAUUGGCCAAAAAACUUUGGGAAAAAAGUAUAGAGAUGGUAGGUCUGAAGGAUUACGACAUGUUCAAUUGCGAUGACACGCUGCCCGAACCCCUAAAAGACGUCUGAACAAAUAUUUCUAAUUUUUAUUAAUCUAUAUUAUAUUUAAUUUUACAUCAUUUUUAUUUUAUUUAUACUUCGAAGUUUAUAUACGUCAUAUAUUAUGAGCAUGUAUUUGCAUUUUUAUAAUAAAUUAAUUUUUCAACUCCAAAA
This is a messenger RNA of Metopolophium dirhodum (rose-grain aphid), 1414 nucleotides long. Its product is annotated as retinol dehydrogenase 12-like. NCBI's taxonomy places the organism in Eukaryota, Metazoa, Arthropoda, Insecta, Hemiptera, Aphididae. Bases 320 to 1270 code for a protein of 316 amino acids. The record is from RefSeq and is a predicted model, not a curated record. The transcript has 6 exons.